GUCACCUUGUUGGACACCUUCACAGGAGUUUAUUUCAUGCUCCCCAGAUGGUAAACAAAAAUGUCUACUGCAGAGUACGUGAAGGAUGAGUCGGAACAUGAUAUGCCGGGAGAUCAAUCACAGCCAGAUCCCCAAUCACUGCUGGAUGCACAAAGUGAUCCAGCCUGCCCUGGACUUGAAUCUGAGGCCUCUCGCUUGCAAGGUCAAUGCUUUAUCCCUGCAUCUCAGCGUCCCGACGGAACCUGGAGGAAAGCAAGACGUGUGAAAGAUGGUUAUGUUCCUCAGAAAGAAAUGCCCCUAUAUGAAAGUAAAGGGAAGCAAUGGGCCAAAAAUCGACCAGACUACCCAGUAGGUCUUGCCCCAGGUGAUGUUGCUACUAUGAAAGCUCGUCAGCAAACAGAUGAUGUAGGCAUUCCUGGGUUAACAUUACCAACAAAACAAGGUGGCAUGUCCAAGUCACAAAAAAAGAAAGCAGCAGCAGCAAAAAAGAAAGCUGCAGCAGCAGACUCGGAUAUAACGAAAGAUUUAGAAAACGUGCACAUUUCAAAUACAGGAGGGAAGCAGCCAUCUGCUUCUGAUCCCACAAAACGAUUACGCAAUCUUAAGAAAAAGUUACGUGAUAUUGAAAAGUUGGAAAAACAGAUUGCUAGUGAACUUAAGAACCCAGAACCUGAACAACUAGAGAAGGUGAAAAAGAAAGAUGAGGUAAUACAGCAAAUUGAUGACUUAGAGGAUGAACUUGGUGACUCUCAUUAGUGAAACAUAAAACCUAGAUUUGCAGACAUGAACAGUAAUUAAUUACCACUAAAAAUUAUUACAGUACUGACAUAAGUGGGAUACUUGGUAAUAGGGGUUAAAAAAAAGCUCAACACCUGAUUUUUAAACUACUCAAAACACAAAAUGGGAAAGUAGCUAGUGUUAGUAAAUGAUGUUGUUUUAUCUCAUUAACCCCAUAGCUGCGUGUUUUGAUGGGUCAGUUACUAUAUAACAAAGCAUUCUUCAUUAAGACACAAUUUCACCACACUACGCAAAAUAUUUUCUCUUAUUAUUUGUCCAUUUUUACCAUGAUGGCUACUGUAUAUACUCAUAAGUAAACUUUAUUACAUUAGAAAUCAGUACUAUCAUGACAUGAAUUCCGUUAUUCAAAAUUAUAUCACUAGUACAGUGUUACACAAUUAAUUGUUUGAGUUAGGAGAGACAUAACUAAUGCUCAAGCUAAGCUUUUUUCCCAUGGAACAUUGGAGUUCUGCUUUAUAAUUGACAAUACUUGUCUAAAAAUGUUCAUACAUUAUUGAAAUCAGCAGAGGCAGCUAGGGGGGUAAUUUUUUCCGUGUUUGAAAGUUACUUUUUGUGCAUUUAAGAAGAUUAAACUAAAGAGCAAGGUUGUUUUGAUAGGUGUGGCUGAGCAAGUGUAGCAUGUUAAUUAGUAUGGCAGUGAUAUAACCAUAUACAAAAGAUAGCAUAAUAUUUCUAUUAAAGUGAAUCUGUAUCACUUACUUUUUAUAGGAAAGUCCAAUAGUCUUUUAGCAAGUGGUCAAGAAGUUCAUUUUGGAGUUUAGUAUUCAAAGAGGAGUCGGACAAUAUAUAUAGACAUCACAUACUUUGUAUGGUGAAGGUUGCAAUUUUAAUGAAGACUUUUUUCUGCAAAUGUCAUAUUGAGUUCACCUUCUGACAAAUGCAGUUUGUUAGGCUUUAGACGGAUUCUUUGUGUCUACCAUUCUCUGUUGCUUAAAAUAUGUUGAAAAUAGAAGUCGGCAUUUUUUUUCUUAAACCCUUUACUAUUUUUAAUGAAAUGAUUACCGGGCAUUAUUAAAAUUCCCACCCAUCCUCCUGUUUAGAUUAU
This is a messenger RNA of Procambarus clarkii (red swamp crayfish), 1843 nucleotides long. Its product is annotated as partner of Y14 and mago-like. Gene Ontology annotation, cellular component: cytoplasm; exon-exon junction complex. Gene Ontology annotation, biological process: exon-exon junction complex disassembly. The record is from RefSeq and is a predicted model, not a curated record. NCBI's taxonomy places the organism in Eukaryota, Metazoa, Arthropoda, Malacostraca, Decapoda, Cambaridae. Gene Ontology annotation, molecular function: RNA binding.